AUGCGCAAGGGAUCGUGGGCAAUGGCAGGUCUUAGCGACGGGCUGUCGCUGUCGAUUCGUACCCCUUGGAGUCUGUACGCAUCAUCGUCAGCGGCAGCGGGUACGGCAGCAGCCAUCGCAACAUCGGAUGCUGCUGCUGGCGGUGAUGGAGGUGGUGGCGGUGGCGGUGGUGCGCCUGCUGGGGCCCCUGGAGCACUGGCGACGCUGAAGAGCCUCUCCUCGGAGUCUCUGAGCCUGAUGGACGCCGGUUGGGGUUUCCAGUGCUCGGGGGCGGCCAAGGUUCUCUCUGACCGAGGUGGCGGCGACUUCCGGGCGAUCGGGGUGUUGGGCAGCCAAGGCGCCGCCAAGUCGGCGUUACUCAACGCAUUGCUGUACGACACCGGCCAACGGGGGCCAGCGACCGUCCGCGCCGCCGCCGCCGCCUCUGUAGCUAGCACUGGCGGCGUCAUGACCUCUCCCCCCUCCGCUUGUUUUCCCGGCGGCGCGAUGCCCCCCUUUCCCGUGUCGGACUCGCCAGGUCACGUGUCUCACUGCACCUCCCGACUGCAGCUGAGGGUGCAUCCGGGGGACCGCACUCUGCUGCUAGACUCCCCACCGUUGUGGAGCGCCAGCUGGACGUCAGAACUCGCAGUACGGAUUAUCGCGUCGUACAUUCGUCGUACAUCCAUACGCUGUACACGGAACGAAGUUGUUGAUAGCACAGCGGCUAACCGCCAGCCGCUCUGUAUGUGUGUGCGAGCGCGCGCGCCGGAUUGCCGUUCUCGCGGACGCGGCUGCCUUCCCUUGGAGGCGGUUUCGGAGCUUCUCGGGCUGCAAAUGGGGGCCAUGCUGCUGCUGGCGUGUCACGUGGUUGUCCUCAUGGUGGAUGGUGUGGACGAACCCCACCUAUGGGAAUAUCUGCAGGUUAUCGACCACAUCGCACACUGCCUGCCGGACGUCGGAACCGCAGCAGCAUCGGCGGCGGCGGCGGCAGCAGCAUCCGGGGCCACACAGACCCAUGGGACAGCUGCCGUACCCGCCACGACAGCGUGGACCGGCAUGGGGCCCAGCGCCGGCGCCGGUGGCUUCCUCUGUGUGGGUCCGCGGGUUACCGGCGCCUCGGAGUUCCGUGGUCCGCGGCGCGUGGCGGAGCUGGUGGUGGCCGCGCUGCUCCGACUGGCUCUCUCCUCCACCCGGCUGUUGUCAUCAGCGCCACCGCGAGGGGCAAGUGGGUAUGCCAUUGACGUCUUGCGACUGCUGGGUGGCGGCGGCGGCGGCGGCGGCGGCCACGGCAGCAGCUGGAACGGAGACAAAAACGCGUACGACGGCGGCAGCAGUGAGGAGAUGCGCCAGGUGGUGGCGGCCGCGGACGACGACGAGGAGGGAAAGGAGGAGGAGGAGGAUGACCGACCCGUGGGUCAUUCGCGAAAGGAGUUGCUUGAUGGCGACGAGGGUGAUGAUGAUGGCGAUGAUGAUGGCGAUGGCGAUGAUGAUAGCGAUGACAGGGUGUUGCACUUUUGGGCCCUGCCGAGACUGCACUGA
Molecule: messenger RNA, 1521 nt
Organism: Volvox carteri f. nagariensis
Lineage: Eukaryota; Viridiplantae; Chlorophyta; Chlorophyceae; Chlamydomonadales; Volvocaceae
Exons: 13
Coding region: 1-1521 (506 amino acids)
Biological process (GO): nuclear-transcribed mRNA catabolic process, nonsense-mediated decay
Source: RefSeq, a predicted model, not a curated record